Molecule: messenger RNA, 6173 nt
Organism: Zingiber officinale
Lineage: Eukaryota; Viridiplantae; Streptophyta; Magnoliopsida; Zingiberales; Zingiberaceae
Exons: 3
Coding region: 552-2378 (608 amino acids)
Biological process (GO): asymmetric cell division
Source: RefSeq, a predicted model, not a curated record
UACACUCGGAUGCGACGGAAGAGGUGGGGCUGUGGCAGGAGGCUCCCUCGGCGGAUGUUGCUGUCCUCGUCCGUGGGUUAUCGGAAUCCCGGCCUCAUACCUCAGGCUCCUCUAGUCUUAUUCUCCACUGGAUCAUGAUCGUGUAGCUUGCCUCCAUUGACGCUUUCAUCUCACGCCGUCAUCGAGUUUUUGCUCCCUUUGCGGGUCUCUUUUGGCUCAAAGGUCGCGGGGUUGGUGAUGAAAGCUGGAGAUUUGGCACCGGAUUUGCCAUUUCUUGGUUUCCCUGGUUAAAUUAAAGAUCCGACCUUCUUUUUUGGCGCCUGCUUUGUGUUUUUUUUAUUUCAGCAAUCUGAUGUUUAAGUCCUUGGAGGCUCUACUGUAUGCAACUUGAGGUAUCAGAGGGUUAUCUUGGUUUAUGUUUUUAUCUGCACGUCAAAGUCAUAUGUAGAUAGCAAGCGCCUUCUUAAUUUCAGCAUUGUGAAAGAAGGGAGGGAUUCUGUCAGAAUUAUUAUAUUUUUCAGUUCGGCAAGAAGAUCAAGCUAGUCGCAUAAAUGGACAAGCAGGCCAAUCAGAAGAUAGUGAAUUCAGAAUGUAGUAUUUUUCAGAAAUUUGCUUCUAAACGAGAUUCUGAACAUUCUUCGGUUGAAGAUCUUGUUAAUGGAGAUUCCUUAAUGAAUCCAAGGGAAUAUGUCAGGAACCAUGGAUCUCUUCUCAGUUUGCAACCAUGGAUUUUCAGAAAAGGAAGUUGUCCAAAGGAUAAGGAAAUGAUGAAGGUGCACGGUAAUCAUUAUGAGAUAACAGGGAAUGGAAUGGAUGAUUUCAGUAAUAACUCACUCAUAGAGAGUUUCCCGAGUGUUAAUCUGAGUUUUACACAUGAUAGAGGUCAAAGCUCUUUGAGAAGCAGGUCUUCUCACCGCAAAUCAACUAGACCUCUUUCUUCCUUGGAAAACUGCCUCAUCCCUCAUCUGUACGAUGAAAAUUUUGAAUUUGAGGAGUUUGCUUUCAGUUCAUUUCCUUCUUCCACUUUAUCAAGCACGAGGCCACUCGUUGUUACUGAUGGAAACAACGUAAUUAGCAAAUCCAGUUAUGGACCUGCCGACAUAAAUUUGCAUAGUGGCGCAGACAACACAAACAUGAAGAGUCUAUUCGGAGUUUCUCCUCUUCCUGAAUUUAGAACACCAAAAAGAAAGAGCAGACAGACACUGCCUCAUAAGUUAGAUCCUUCCAACACUAGAAGGCCACAGAGGCUUGCUCAUCACAAAGAUUCAGUUGAUGUGUUACAUGUCUUCUCUGUUGGAGUUAGCCUUGGAAUCAUAUCGACUAUACUAUCGAACAAAAAAGAAAUAGAGAAUUUAAAUGGCAUGUUGAAGACCUCAGAGGACUUGGUUCAUGAUUUGCAAGAGGAAUUGGAGAUGAAGGAUAUCGUAACUGUAAAAGAAUUGGCUCAUGAAGCUGGUGGGAGCCAGAAACCAAGUAUUGUGAAGGAUGAGAAUAACCAUAAAUGCUUGCCUGUGGAAGUGUUGAGGAGUGAAAUAGAAGCGGAGCUUGAGAUUGAGCUGGAGAAAUUAGAACUAAGCAUUAAUUCUUCCAGCCUCGAUGGAAAAAUGUCAGCACUUGGUGAGCUUGAUCCAGACCUAAUAGCUGAUUUUACAGAUGGAGAACUAAAAGCAGAGAAACUCUCUGGUAGAAUCUCUGAGGACCAGGCUAUGAAUGCAAGCAACAGCGACAGCUCCUCAGAGAACCCAACACACAGUGCGAACUAUUCGGUUUCACCACAAGAGUUGAGUUUACGUCUGCACAAAGUGAUUCAAUUCAGACUUGAAGAACGCAUUGAACAGCUAGAGAGAACACUAAAGCAAACACAGAAGCAACUCCAAUUGCUAGAAUCAGAUCACCAUCUCUCUCAGAGAGCUUUCUCCAGCAGCGACAUGGGAUCUUCCUCGAAUCUUGAUAGCCCAACUGGCACCGCAGGAAACAUUGCCUUGGUUCAGCCGUUUUGCUUGAACCUCACCGGAGAAGCCCUGGAUGCAUACGACGAAGUUUAUGAAGAGUUUGUGCGGGCAUCAAACAUGGAGGAAAACCGACCAAUGACAACUUACUCGAAAGACCAAUGUGAACAUUACUUGCAUUCAUCGUAUGAGAAUUUGGUACAGGAAAUGCACGAACCAAAAUCUCCUAGGAGGGAAUCAAUUGGGAUCCAGAAAUUGAAGAACAAGGAAACAUUCGAUGGCGAUGAGAUCGAUGAUGAGUAUGAUAAUGAUGACGAUGAAGACGAUGAAAUGAAUACUCUAAUCAAACAGAUUUUAGAGAAAACUAGGCAGGGAUCACCAACCGCACAACAUGUACAAAGAAUGCUGUCUUCCAUGGAUGACGAUUAACCAAAAAGGAUCAAUUGAUCAAAAGCUUGAGCUUUUCCCGAGAUUCUGUUCUAGUGGUAAGAGAAUUUUCUCUGCGGGAGAACAGAAUUAACUCUUUGGAAGAAUUGUUAGAACUAUUUCAUCAAGAGCAGCAGCAACAAUAAUAAAAUACACAAAUUAGUGGUGAAUCCAUUCAUCAAAUGUAUAUUUCGUCAUUGAAAUUGUCAUACAAAAAUUUUCAGUUGUUGGUCACUCACUGAUUAAUACAGCGAUAUAAUUAGGAUCUACUAUGACCCAUUGUAUACUUAACAAGGUGUAAAUAUGAUAACAAAUGUCUUAAAUAAUUUUGUAUUAGAUUUUACGAUGAGCUUUGAUUCACUUUUAAAAGACUUGUAAUGUUGUUUAAGCUGUUGGUAAACAUUUCUUCUUCCGAUGGAAGAUGUAAACCUUAAUUCCGACUCCGGCAUCCUCGAAAGCUUUGGGCGAGGAGAUCGUCCGCAUCGUCGACCCCUUCUCCGCCUGCAUGCUUCCCGCGUCCUCCUUGCCACCGCCCUCCACUACUACGGUGGUGAGCCGGUGACGGAAGGAGGAAGCGGCUUUACGUCCAUCGCAUACUCCGAGAAAGCCUCCGACUUCUUCUGGAACAAGCUCGAAGCUGCUCGCCUCCACUCCCUCAUCUUCGUCGCCGUAAUCACCGUCCUCACCUUCCUCCUCGGCCAUUGAUGUAGUCACCUUCUCUCUCCCCCUGCUCAAUUUCUCGGUCGUUGGAGCUCUGGCGGUGUUCAUGUCAAAAGUUCUGGAUCUGGGUGACGGUAGGGGUGCUCGUGGGACCACCUGGGCGCUUCUGAUCGCGAUGUCCUUGUACAAUUUAGCUGAUGUUCUCUUGCCCAGCGGACCCUUGAGGCUUCUCUUGGAGCUUGCAAUUACAAGAGAUGAGGUGUUACCUGCAUUCGAGGGAAGGCGAGCAGAACCAUCCGGGGGUGAGAAGGAGGCUGUGGAGAGAAAGGAGGAAUACCGCUACCUAUUCUAGUUCAAGCUUGAAUGGUCUAGAAGCUGAAAUUCCAAAUCCAAGAUCGCAAGAGGCAAAUCUGGUUAUUGCUAGAGAAGUGGCAUCUAUUCCAGCAGCGACUUCGCCGUUGCUACAGCAACAACUGAAAAGGCACAAGGAAGAGGAUGUAGAAGGAAUCGGUUUAGGUUCAUCAGGAGCAGAACUCUUGCCAUCAUUAUCACUUCGUUACUUUUAGCAGUUUACUUCAAGCCAUUGCCAUUUGCCAGCCCUUCCAGUGCCCAUCACGCUCGGUAUGCUCUUUUAUCUCUUGGCAAGGUAUUCAUUGGAAGUGUUUAUCGUCUAGUAUUCAAUGAACCCAUCGAUGUUCUAGCAAGGCAUUUUUGUCGAAAAGGAAACUACUGAAAAUUGCAUGCAAAUGUAUGUUUAAAGCAUUUUGCGAACCCAUCUGUUCAUGCAUUGUGACUAAGUCCAACAAUAAAUUUCUGCACAAAGUUACUUUUGAAUGAUUCCCAGAUAAUUUGCCACUGCUAUUGAGCUUUCUGGUGUUUCUCAUGACUGAAUUUGAAGCUUCACUCAAAUAUAUCUUCAAAUAUGCUUUCCUGCUUGUUAGAUCUUUGCAUUACUGCCAUAAUAACAAAGGGGAAGUGUCUUUACUCUUGAACUGAGGUUACUGAUGGGUUUAGUUCAUUAUUGUGAAGCCUGUGCUAGUAAACAAUGUGCUUUAAUAUGCUAAACUCACUUGUAAAUAAAACUCAUUUUAUCUUCAAUCUUCAUGAAAAGCUAAUGUCUCUAUUUUCAACUGCUGUGCUUUAAUUCAUGUGAACUACCUAAAUUUUUUAAACAUAUCAUCAACUUCAUCCAGUCAAAUCUUGAUGGAGAACUGGAGUGGCAGAAAAGGAUCAUAUGUCAGAUGCUUUAGAAGGUAUGACACAUUAUAUACUAUGGAUACCCAUUGGUAACAAGUCGUUACACUGAAAUAUUGGUUGAACUGCAACUAUGGCAUUAGUGAUAACAAGAUGAGUGAUGCAGACAGCGUCUUAAUGAUAUUACCAAAAUAAACAUAUUCGAGGACGAAUGAAGAUAAUGCAUCUCUGUAGGAAAAGUUUAGCAACAUACAUCUACAUAAGGUUAAAAGGAAUAUGGAUGACCUGAAAUUCUAAGGAUUUGGCACACUGGAAGGGCAUCAUCUGUCUGCAGCCACUUGAUAACAGAUUCCUGAAGACUUAUACAUGAUACAGACACUUUGAAGCAAUUUCAAGACUGCAUGGGAAGUCACCGCCUUCGCUGACUCUGCAGUGACUUGGGUGAACCUUCGAAGAGAUCAAGCAAGAGUUCUUCCAAGUCAUUUGGUGUGUACUUGAGGUAUCUCUCACGAUUUCUGUCACCAUCCAGAUGGGUAGCAUACCUACCUUCAAAUGUCCGAUAUGCUUGUAUCAGAUGGGCAGAAAGAGCGAUUCUCAGAUCUUCACGGAGUUCUUCAUUAGGAACUAUCCAUGCAGUCUGUGCCUUGUAAACCUCUUCAAAUGCAAGGUUGAAGCCUCGGAAUCUUUCUUUGAGAACUGAUACAGAAGGGGAGCUAGAAUUAUGCUUACAAAUACCCUCUUCCCUCAGUAAAGAGAUGACAGAAGACCAUGAGGUCCUCUCAUAUUCUCGUGCGUGCAUUUGGAAUUUCCAGAUGCGUGCACGAAUCCAGUCAUCACCCAAGAGGCUUCUUAGGUCAGAACCUUUUACUUUGUCAACCAUGUAAAAGAUAUUAUUCAUCAUGAAGAUAUUCUUAAGAGAUCCAUCUUGGUAAAGUUGGGAUCUGUGAUCAAGGUUUUCUUCCAGAAUUGCAGUCACUAGCUUCAAAUGCCAAGCCAGAGGGGAAGAACUCUGCCUACUGCAUUCUGACAGUAUAUGUUCUUUCUCAUGAGGGCCCUCAAGUAUCAAGUUGAGGGUCUCACUGUACGCAGAAAGAGCCUUUAUGUAGUUCAUUACAUAUUUUGUAAGAUGAUGGACGCCACCUCCAGCAAAGGCAGUGGAAGAAAUGUUUGAUUGAAUUUUAUACUUGAACUCCUCUAGGGUUCUUCUCACAGAUUCUUUUAAUCUCAUUACAACUUCAUGGCAUUCUGUCAGAACAUUAGAACCAUCGUCUUCCGGGAAGAACUGCUCCAUGUCCACAAGAAGAUCUUUUAAAGCCUCAAAUGUAUUGAGUGUCUCAAACAACUUCUGUGGAUCUGGAGGUGAAAUGGCUAUGGCCAUGACAAUGCUGAGAAGUUGAAGGACAGAACUCUUUGCAAUAUCGAGAAAGCAAGACUGUUUGACUGAGUUUGGAAGUUGCCCAAAGACAAGAUCACAGAGCUGUCUCUCCCUGGCAACACAGAUCCGAACAAAAGUAUACAUUGCUCGGUUCCACCUCCUUAUCAUGCAACUCAAAACUUUCCACUCCAUUUUGAGCACUUCUUCGAUGCUAAGUUUCUCGAUUUGGAGAGAAGACAAGCAUUCCUCGAGGGCACAUUUCCUGCUCAUGACAUAUGCCUGGCAACAUUCUUUGUUGUAGUUGGAUCGAGACAUCAGAUUGGCAAUGGAUACAAUAUCAGAAAUUAGACCAUGUUGGAUUGUAGCAAUACCAACAUUGUUAGGCUCUCUAGCGACAUCACUGUUUGGUCUGCUAUCAAUUGUCUCCUCGCCAAAAGAACUGCUCGAGAAGUCCAUGCUCUCAUCUUCUGCAGAAUGAAAGGAGGUGUUACCAGGCUCUAAUGGCUGGUAACAAUAAGCUAGAAGUUCCACGAACUCAUCCUCAACUCUUGCCAUUCCUAUCUGAAGAA